Messenger RNA from Didymosphaeria variabile, 732 nucleotides. RefSeq lists its product as uncharacterized. The transcript has a single exon. The record is from RefSeq and is a predicted model, not a curated record. The coding region runs from base 1 to 732 and encodes 243 amino acids. Lineage: Eukaryota; Fungi; Ascomycota; Dothideomycetes; Pleosporales; Didymosphaeriaceae.
AUGUCAACAGAGACUAACCGGUCAGCAUCCUCCACUUCUGAUCAGCCAGCCCCUACCUCCAGUGAGGCUCGCUCAACGAAUGCACCCUCAAGCUCCGCGGCCUCGCCAACGUCAUCCAAACAAGAGCCGACGUCGAUACCGGCAGAGCCGUCUACGACUAAAUCCCCGCCUCCGCCUCCAUCAUCAGAGGCUCCUCUAUCGACAACGAGCACGGCAUCGAAGUCAGAACCCACGUCGACGGCCGUGACCAGCAUUGAUCCUCCGACAACUUCGGAGCCACCGCCAACGACUACCUCCGUUGUCCCUUCCACAACCUCUUUCAUUACCUCGCCCACAAUCUCAUCUUCACCCCCAGCAACCGCCACAUCAGCCGCACCAACCAUCGCCCCCAUCUCCCCAAGCGGCCUCCCCAACGGUGCCAAACUGGGUCUCGCCAUCGGCCUACCCGUCGUCUUCGCUCUCGCGCUCCUCAUGGGCCUCAUUCACUACGGCCGCAAGCGUUACCAGAACAAUAAGGAAAACAAGAAGCGAGUCCAGGACAUAGAAGACCAGGCACGACUUUCGGCUUUCCAGUCGCAGAUGGCGCAGGCGGCACCGACGGAGGCGAACGGGAGGGGCUCGGCUAUGGUUGGUAUUCAUCCGAGUAGGUUUGGGGAUGUGCAGCAGGAGAGUGUGCAACAUUCGCAGCGGUAUCAGCCGUAUUCGAGGGAGAGUAAUUACCGGGGUUGGUAG